GCCCUCCGCUGAACGAGGCUGGGGGAGUCGGGCGAGCGGCUCGCUCUUUCUGUGUCUCAUUCGCAAGAUGGCGGAGGCUGCAAAUUGCAUCAUGGAGAAUUUUGUAACCACGCUGGCUAAUGGGAUGAGCCUGCAGACUCCGCUAGAAGAUGUCUCGUGCCCCCAGCCAGAAAGCAGCGGCAAGCCGACAGCAGAGGAGAUGACCUCCUGAUUACUGGCCUACUCUACGCUCACUUCGGCAUUCAUGAGGAGAUGCUGAAAGACGAGGUGCGCACGCUGACCUACAGAAAUUCCAUGUUCCACAACCGGCAUCUCUUCAAAGACAAGGUGGUCCUGGAUGUUGGCAGCGGGACCGGGAUCCUCUGCAUGUUCGCGGCCAAGGCUGGUGCCAAGAGGGUCAUCGGGAUCGAGUGCUCCAGUAUAUCUGACUAUGCCGUCAAAAUAGUCAAAGCCAAUAAACUCGACCAUGUGGUGUCUAUCAUCAAAGGCAAGGUGGAGGAGGUGGAGCUACCUGUAGAAAAGGUGGACAUCAUCAUCAGCGAGUGGAUGGGCUAUUGCCUCUUCUAUGAGUCCAUGCUGAACACGGUUAUUUAUGCCCGGGACAAGUGGCUGGCUCCCGAUGGACUCAUUUUCCCGGACCGUGCGACUCUGUACAUCACAGCAAUUGAAGACAGACAGUACAAAGACUACAAGAUCCACUGGUGGGAGAACGUGUACGGCUUUGACAUGUCCUGCAUCAAAGACGUGGCGAUCAAGGAGCCUUUGGUGGACGUUGUUGAUCCGAAGCAGUUGGUCACCAACGCCUGCCUCAUCAAGGAGGUGGACAUCUACACGGUGAAGGUGGAGGACCUCACCUUUACGUCGCCCUUUUGUCUCCAGGUGAAGCGUAAUGACUACAUCCAUGCCUUGGUAGCCUACUUCAACAUAGAGUUCACUCGCUGCCACAAGCGCACUGGAUUCUCCACCAGCCCCGAAUCUCCCUACACCCAUUGGAAGCAGACAGUUUUUUACAUGGAGGACUACUUAACAGUGAAGACCGGAGAGGAGAUAUUUGGCACCAUUGGCAUGAAACCAAAUGCCAAGAACAAUCGAGACCUGGACUUCACCAUCGACCUGGACUUCAAGGGCCAGCUGUGCGAGCUGUCGUGUUCAACAGAUUAUCGGAUGCGUUAACCCGGUCCGCCCCCCUGCCAGUUCCUUUUUUCUCCACCUCUCCUCCCCUUGCAGCCAGAGCGUAACCCUCCCCAUUUCCCUAUUCUGUUGGCGUUUUCACUAAUUCAUUUCAUUGUGUAGAUCCCCCUUUUUUGCUGCUGUUAGCUGCAACUCUGGGCCAGCAAGGAAGAGGAGGGGCCAGUAUUAGAUGCUGGGAAGGGAGGGGGGAUAGCCAAGACUCCCCCGUCCAAACCAGAUGACCCCUUGUUUUUUCAAUACCUCCCUCUCCCCCCCUGCCCCGCCCCCCGAACUGAGUCGGUUAGCACAGCUGAAGAUGCACACGUGUUCUGCCUCUCCAUUUGUCCCGAGCAGCAGCACUUCCAUCAUGAAAUUUUAUCUCACUUGUUAAAAUCAUUGUCGGUCUCCCUUGCCAAACCGCGACGCCCAGAAUCUUCCCGCCUCCCCCCACCACCACCACCACGUGUGCGGAGCAAACUCUGUCCCUCGCCUCCUCCUCUGGAGCAAAGCGUUGCUCGGGGUUUUCCGGGGAGGGGAGAGGAAAGAGAGCACACAGGUCUGUUUUAACGUCCGCGAGGAGGUGGGGGGUUCCCAGCGGGGGUCUUGUCAAGGGGCGUGUGGAGGGCAUAUAUAUGUGUGUGUGGAAAAGGCAUCUUUCUUUUGUGGGGUUUUUUUUCCCUCCACUGGACGGUUUUUUGUACUUUUCCUCCCCUCUCCCGAAACGCCCCGUUUGGAUUUGUGGGUAUUUUGUGGGGUUUGGGGGGCUUUUUUUUUUUUUUUAACGAAACAAACAAAAUUCCCUCGGAAAGCUGACAUUGUGUGACUGUUUCAUAACUUAUGGUUUUUAUAUGGUUACAUUCAUGAGGAAAAAAUAAAUAAAUAAAAGAGGUUGGAAA
Molecule: messenger RNA, 2066 nt
Organism: Sphaerodactylus townsendi
Lineage: Eukaryota; Metazoa; Chordata; Lepidosauria; Squamata; Sphaerodactylidae
Gene: PRMT1
Product: protein arginine methyltransferase 1
Exons: 11
Coding region: 253-1173 (306 amino acids)
Cellular component (GO): nucleus
Molecular function (GO): protein-arginine N-methyltransferase activity
Source: RefSeq, a predicted model, not a curated record